This is a messenger RNA of Oppiella nova, 3670 nucleotides long. The record is from the annotation of a GenBank genome assembly. Lineage: Eukaryota; Metazoa; Arthropoda; Arachnida; Sarcoptiformes; Oppiidae.
UGGGCACACAUUUGGAUGACUCCACUCACGACUGCCUUUACUUUUAGUUAACUUUUGGCAGUCUUUGAGAAAGUUAUGCACAAAAUGAUUGCAAACUAGUUAUCAGUAUUUGCUGUCUGUUUGCUGACUCCCAUUCGCAUUCACUGUUGUCUGUUGUGCUCCGAAACUGCCAUCACUUCCAUCACAAAGACAUGAACACUAAUGGCACGAGUGUUGACAAUUGCCAGCCAUUGCCUCCGCUCAAGACAUAGCCAUCCAAUGAAACCAAUGCCACUCUGUAUCUAAUCUAUCCAUAGAUGCCAAGAGUCUAAAGUGUAGUCACAUUCACUCAACACUCAAAUUGGUUUGUCUUCGCCAGACACUUGUCUACAGUCACCACCAUUUGGUCUACAUUAUCACCCACUGUCUCAUACCACCACCGGAGCUGCGGUUAUGUCUAAUAACAUGUGUUCACUCGAUAAUGGUAAACACUCGAUGCCAGCGAUAGUCAGUUCUUGCAGUCCGUCGUUCAACUGUUCCCCUCUUCUGGCGUCUAAACCAUUUGGAUCUCAUUUGUUCGGUUCGAUGACGUCUUCACUACCACUUCAUCCGCCGUCAAGUCAUACGGCAUUUCCAUUCCCUCCCAGCCCUCUAAUCCUGUCGUCACUAAACAACUUCUUCAACCCUCAGCCAUCGAUGUCUUGGUACUCAGCACACAAUUCAUUGAAUACGCCCUUAAGUCUGACCACGAAUGGCGCCAAAGAGAUCGCUUCCAGUGUUAAUGACAACAACAACAAUGUUAACAAAAUUGACAACAAAUACAAAGACACCACUCCAGCACUCAUUCACCCAAACAGGGAUUUAAGGUCUGAAAAGAACUCAUUGGAGUCUACGGUCACAACCACUGCGUCCACAGAUAAUAGUUCCAGUACUUCGCUGUCCAACUCAACGGUGAUCGAGACCGAGAGGAAUACACACCGCAAUCAAUCAGACCUAAACUGGUUGGCAGAGGUGGCCAUCUCGUCGAGGGGGCCGUCGGUGUCGUCGUCGCCCUCAGCUUCUGCUCACUUACCGCUGCCACUGAGCCAUCAAUCGCCGCACGCCUCCCAUCCCUCUCAGCGUAAUAUAUAUCACCCAACUCUGGGCACUGACAUGGCUUCGAGUCAGCGCCUAUACUCUCCGCGAUUCGCCACAUCAGGCUCUCCGACGUAUUUCUCAUACCCGGCCACAAACAGUCCGAUCGGAUCAUUGAAUGGCGUGCGUCCGGUGCCAUCAAGUGCUCAUUUUAGCGGACCGUUUGUGUCAAACUUCAACGCUUACCAACAAUUUAGUCCAACAACUGCUCAGAACCCGAUCUCAUCACCAUUUCUAGUGCCAAAUCAGUUGAGUGUCGCCAACACUCGAUCCCAAACCUAUUCGACGGCUCUUAUCGAGUCUUAUAACCAGAACUCGCUCUCACAGAACGGCCACAACUCACACAAUGCCAUACUCUCUGCCAAUCAGUGCUCAAUGGCGCCCACCUCUCACACCACCAAUAGUUCUCGGUCUCCAUCACAGCAUUCAUCUGAUUCCUCAUCACUGAUAAGUUCUGGUCCUUUCUCUAGCCCUACCAUCAGCUCAGAAUCAGCUGAACCUCACACUAAGUCAAUGAUGCGAUCCGUGGAAUCGCACACAGAUUCUCGCGCCAGAAACGGUCCAAACGAGUUGAGCCCAUCGAUGGUCUCUUCAGGCCUGAAACGCAAGUCUCCGUCGAGUCCUGAACUCAACAGUAAUGACAAGAAUUUAUAUAAACUUCCGUUCGGUAAGGAAGGCAGUCGUAAGCACCGGAUCCUUAAGCCGCCCAACAUUAGUAUCGAUUCAAUCAAAGCCGACGCAAUGACACUGCAAUCCGCACCACUCUCUGCGCCUCCCAUUCCCGGUGUCCGGCGCCAGGAGUUCGUUAAAAGGAUAAGCGAUUCGGACAUUGAUUGCUAUCCGAAAGAGUCGAUUGCCGAUCAGAAUAACUGCCAAAACAUGACGUCAUUCUAUCAUCAAAGAAGGAAAUCAGUGCCACAGACAUCGACAUCCACUUCAUCUCACAAACCAUUCGUGACUUUUGCGCCGAAAGACCACUCGAGCGAAGGAUCACAUUAUUUGGUAGCGAAUGAGAAUUGUUUGCCAAUUGAAGACCACGAGCGACACAAUCGACUCCAAUAUCCCAUGUAUUUCCAGAGGGGAUCCAUCAUCCAGUUGGGCAACGGAGAGGUAAAGCGUGUGGAAGACAUGUCCACUCAGGACUUCAUCGACAGUGCGUCUGACAGUCAGGAUCUGUGCGCCGAUUGCAGUGAAGUGAUAAAAAUUGCCGAAAAGAUCAAAAGCUAUUCAGUGCUCCUGAGCUUCAAUGUGGGCCGAGACAAAGUGCCCGUCACUGUGGAGGCGCCCGUCGAACACCCCUUCUUUGUCUUUCACAAGGGCUGGUCCUCGUGUUCACCCGAAAGGUCACACUUGAGAUAUGGUCUUAAAUGUCGCAAACUAAGGGUCGGAGAUAAUUGUGUUUCACUUACUCCCAGAAACACUACAACAGCCAAUCAGAUGACACUAAAGACACACAAAAGUCAUAAGAAUAUGUUAUCCGUGGAAUCGCUUCAACGCAAACCCAAACACAAGCCAAUAGUUAGCAGACAUAAGAACCCGAGUCCAUCGGAAUCGCCUCUAUCUCUAGUGAAAAGUGCGACCACACCAGAGACGGCACCUGUAGCUGGUGCUCAAAGUGAUGCCAACAGCGAUCACAACCCCAAACCAAACGAGCUUUUAGUGAAUAAAGUGGAGAGCAAUGAGACAAAUGUAACGAAAGUGGUGGAAGUGUCGGAAGCAACCAUCCCUUCGGAUCCUUCAGACUCAGUGCCAAUGAAUUCAUCGAUAAGUGAAGGAGCCGUCAAAACAGAGGACAGACACUCAGCUCCUGAUGAUAUAGAGUCGUCGCCUUCUAACGCCUCAUAAAAUGAGAUUUGUUUUGAUCUCAUAAUGAUUUUUGAUUUAUUCGUUAGUAUUAAUAGAAAUGCUUUGGAAAUUUUGUAAACACAUACAGUAAUGGGUUUUGAAAUAAUUAGUGGAAAUGUUAUGAAUAUAUUUUAGCCAAAACUAAAUCUAUAUAUUUAUUAUACCAUAUCAUAACCGAUGAGUACAUGAAUGUCUAUUUUCUCGAAUUAAUGUUUACGUUUAACAUUUCAUUAUAUAUUUUUAAAUCUGUUAAAAGAUCUAAACUUUUCUCAACUGUUAUCCAUUCAAAGUAAUUGCCGUUUGUUUAGAAAUGAUCUAUUUUUCUGAGAUUUCAUUCCAAACUGUGCUCUAAAUUGUGCUUAAAAUUUGAUGAUUAACUUAACUUUAAGACUCGACACACGUGUUGCUUACAUAUGAAUGUAUGGUCUUUAAAUUGUUGUUAACAUACAUUGUUUCCAAACUGUGAUAUUGCAAUAUCAAACUCUAUCCAACUCUACACCACUCUCUCCCUCUCCCACUGUCUUAUUAACGGCGAUACUAUUUACGAGUCAAUUGUCUGACAUUUAUGUUUCAAAUGUAAUACUAAUGAAUCUAUUAUGUUGUACACCAAUUGUAAAUCAAUUAUAUUUAUAUCCAUAUAAUCAUUGAUGAGAUCGACAAUUAUUGCCUCAACUCGUGCGUUAAAUUAGCAUUGAUUUCAUUUGAUAUUUAA